This is a messenger RNA of Dracunculus medinensis (Guinea worm), 276 nucleotides long. The record is from the annotation of a GenBank genome assembly. NCBI's taxonomy places the organism in Eukaryota, Metazoa, Nematoda, Chromadorea, Rhabditida, Dracunculidae.
AUGAUUUAUAUUCUAGGCGGUGUUUACAAGAAACAUCCAAUUAAAACGUGCAAGGCAGCUGCUCUCACUGGAGCCAUGUUGACCCGCCGCAAGUCAAGCAUAACUCAACAACAGGGCACAUUGGGUACCACAACUACGGUCAAGGGUCGUGAAUCAGUUGCUAUACUUGCCGAAAUGCUUAGUGUUGACCCGAGCGCAUCGAAACAAAGACCAGGUUGCAGUAAACAGAUAAACAGAUUUAAACAGAUUUUAUGUCGAAAUAUUUCAUCAAUUUAG